CGGACGACGUCCGCGCCUCGGCCAAGCUUGGAACUACACUUCCCAGUGUGCCAGGCGGGCGGGGCGCGGCGGGGAGGGCGCAGGCUCCUUCCCAGCAGCGAAGGCGGAAACAAAAGAGCCCGGCGUCGCCGCCCGCACACUCGCGCACCGCGCCUGGGCGCACACGGAGCAGCCCCGCGAGGCGGCAGCCCGGGACACGCGGACCCGCCGCAGCCCCCGCCGCCUGCCCCAUGGCGCUGAAGCGGAUCCAGAAAGAAUUAAGUGAUUUACAGCGUGACCCACCUGCUCAUUGCUCAGCGGGACCGGUAGGAGAUGACUUGUUCCACUGGCAAGCAACCAUCAUGGGGCCCCCUGACAGUGCAUAUCAAGGCGGAGUAUUCUUCCUCACUGUCCACUUCCCGACAGACUAUCCCUUCAAACCACCAAAGAUUGCUUUCACAACAAAAAUCUACCACCCAAAUAUAAACAGUAAUGGAAGUAUCUGUCUGGACAUUCUGCGGUCCCAGUGGUCACCAGCUUUGACUGUAUCGAAAGUGUUGUUGUCCAUAUGCUCGCUGCUCUGUGAUCCUAACCCAGACGAUCCUUUAGUACCAGAUAUUGCACAGAUCUAUAAAUCAGACAAAGAAAAAUACAACAGGCACGCAAGAGAAUGGACUCAGAAAUAUGCAAUGUAAUGUUUUAAACCACUUUCACUUAUGCCAGAGUACUGUAAAAUCUAUGUCUUUUUCAACAUUAGCAGUAAGUUGAGUGCCGUUUGCUGUCUCUUUUGUUCCAUGAACCCUUUGGUUUUUACUCAUUUUAAAUGUGUUUCUGAAGCAAGACAGAACAAACCUCCAAAGCUACCCUUGAAACUAUGCGGAGAGCAUUUAGCAUUUUGUGCUCCUUGAGGAGGACAUUCAUUUUGGUUUCUGAGACGCUUGGACACCCGCAUCUUCAAAGCAAAGUCUUCAACGUGAGUGAGAAGCAACCAGAUGAUUUUUUUACAUGAGAAACACUGUAUGUGUUGUCCAAGAUGUUGUCACUUUUAUAAAUCUGAAUUCAGAUUUCAUUCUUUGUUAGCUCACUUUAUAAUUUGUAUUUUUUUACUGUAUAGACUAAAUAUAUUCUAUGUCAGCUCAUGACUUUUUUUCCCCUGUGAACAGUAUUGAAGCCCCCAACAGCUGAUGAUGAAUUAACUGUGCCCCUUGUCUUAGGAUAUUAUGUGGGUUGAAUGCAUAUUUCUUGAACCAGAACUGAUCUUCACACUGUUUUUCUCAGUAUAUUGAUUAGAAUGGAGAAACACUUGUUUUGGUUUUAUUGUACUUGACUUAACUUUAUUGCAAUGUGAAUUAAUUGCACUGCUAAGUAGGAAGGUGUGUCACUUUUUUUGUUGUUGUUGCUCUUCACAUUUGAAUUUUUUUUCUGUAUAGGCAAUAUUAUAUUGACACCUUUUACAGAUCUGACUGUAGCUUUUUCCAUAUAAAUAAAAUGCUUUUUCUACUA
Messenger RNA from Phodopus roborovskii (desert hamster), 1482 nucleotides. RefSeq names its product ubiquitin conjugating enzyme E2 D1 (gene Ube2d1). Gene Ontology annotation, biological process: ubiquitin-dependent protein catabolic process; protein polyubiquitination. The transcript has 7 exons. NCBI's taxonomy places the organism in Eukaryota, Metazoa, Chordata, Mammalia, Rodentia, Cricetidae. Gene Ontology annotation, molecular function: ubiquitin conjugating enzyme activity. The record is from RefSeq and is a predicted model, not a curated record. Bases 231 to 674 code for a protein of 147 amino acids. Gene Ontology annotation, cellular component: nucleus.